This is a messenger RNA of Monodelphis domestica (gray short-tailed opossum), 2519 nucleotides long. It is a transcript of the gene NEUROG2, whose product is annotated as neurogenin 2. Gene Ontology annotation, cellular component: nucleus. The record is from RefSeq and is a predicted model, not a curated record. Gene Ontology annotation, molecular function: protein dimerization activity; E-box binding; DNA-binding transcription factor activity, RNA polymerase II-specific. Gene Ontology annotation, biological process: positive regulation of transcription by RNA polymerase II; axon development; forebrain development. NCBI's taxonomy places the organism in Eukaryota, Metazoa, Chordata, Mammalia, Didelphimorphia, Didelphidae.
GGGGGCCCCGGGGGCAGAUUUGAUUGUUUUCUUGGUAGUAUAUAAGGGGUUUUAAGGAGAGUCGUGUGCCAGACACACAAGCCAUUGAACCACAAGCAGCUUCAUUUUAACUGGAGUGGCGAGGAGUCGCGUGCCAGGAGUUGCACCACCGGGGACUGACUGACAGACAGACACGCAACAUCACCAAAACACACAAGACCAAGGGAGCAGCCGCCGCCAAGGGCCCUUGCAUCGACUCUUGGCAAAGGGGCCCUUGGGGAGGAGCUCACCGGGACAAGCACAGCAGCAGCAGCACGCGGUCGCUCUCCAGGUGGCGAGUACAGUCCGGCCGUUCCAGGACGCGGAGAAGUUCAGGGCACAGGCAACACAGGCACAGCUCAAACCAGAGGGAGCGAGCGAUUGAUUAUAAGACGCAAUUAAAGCGAGCCGAUUCGGUGCCUUCCCUUCGCUCGCGGGCAGAAAUGUUCGUCAAAUCCGAAACCCUGGAGAUGAAAGAAGAGGAGGAUGUCUUGGUGCUCUUGGGCUCGUCCUCCCCUUCCUCGUCUUCCCUGACCCCGCUAACUUCCAGCUCUGAAGAAGAGGAGGAAGAGGACUUGGACGCGCCUUCCAGAGGGCGGCGGCCUCGAUUGGCUGAAGCCGAGCAAGUGUCCAGAGCGGGGAUCGGCGGAGAAGGAGGGGGCGGCGGCGGAGGCGGCGGGGCAGAAGUUUGCAAGCCAGCCACUCGCCUCCUGAGCCUGUCUCAUGAGUGCAAGCGCCGGCCGAGCCGGGCCCGAGGGAGUUCCCGGGGCGCCAAGACGGCGGAGACGGUACAGAGGAUCAAAAAGACGCGGAGGCUCAAGGCCAACAACCGCGAACGUAAUCGGAUGCACAACCUGAACGCGGCGCUGGACGCGCUGCGCGAGGUGCUGCCCACGUUCCCCGAAGACGCCAAGCUCACCAAGAUCGAGACUCUGCGCUUCGCCCACAACUACAUCUGGGCUCUCACUGAGACCCUGCGGCUGGCAGAUCACUGCGGCGCCGGGGGCGUGGGCGGCGCCGCUGGCGGCCUGCCCGGGGCGCUCUUCUCGGACGCCGCCGCUGCAGCCGCGCUGCUGAGCCCCGGGGGAGCGAGCGCGGCCCUGAGCAGCUGCGGCGCAGACAGCCCCUCGCCAGCCUCCACUUGGAGCUGCAGCGACAGCCCGGCGUCCGCGUCUUGCACGCCCUCCAGUUCCACCUCCCCCUAUAGCUGCACUUUAUCGCCCGCCAGCCCGGCCAGCUCCGGGGGCGGCUCCGACUUGGACUACUGGCAGCCCCCGCCCCCAGACAAACACCGUUAUGCACCUCUGCACCCCAUAGUCAGGGACUGUAUGUAACACCACGGCUGUCCACAAUGCAUCCUGCGGCCCCCUCCCCCAUACACACACCUUCAGUCAUCCCCUGUUCCCCCCACACCUGCUCAUCAGCUCACUUGACAGUCUAGUUGUAUGUAACAUGGUGGCAAAGUCCAUUGGUUGUGUUUGCUCUGGGUUUCCUUCUUCCGAGUGGACUCCUGGGUAACUUGGGGGUGGGGGUGAGGAAAGGGGUGGGGGUGAUGAUGGUGCAAGAAGGGGCUCUGCCUCGGAGAAAUGGGUUCGAAUUCCGCAUUGUUCUGGAUUCAGUAACUAAAGACCACACCGCUUGGCAGAGGCGCGGGCGGGGGCGGAGGGAACCAGCCAGCCUACGCAACCACAGAUCCGCCCCUCCCCUCCCCCUUUCUCUUUUGGUCUCCUCCAUGUGAACCUCGGAGGGGGAACGCAACUGGUUCGUGUGAUCUUGUCACCUUUGGAUCUCCGUAAAGAUGUUAAUGUCGGCGAGAAAGAACUGUGUCAGCAUCUGAAUGAUAUGACCGGUAACAAUAUUAUCCACAGCUUUGCAAGGGCUAGAGCAUCUGCUUUCUUCCCAUUGCUGCCCGCAGCCUGUGGGAAUUUCACCUGUCAAACCAAACUUUCCCUCUCUGACGUGCACUUUGCUCAGUUUCCCAGAUUUGUCACAAUGCCCUUUGUGCAGCCCUUCUCUUUCCUUUUUCUUCUCCAUUUUGCCAUCUGUCUCUUAUGAUUUAUAAGGGGAAAAUGUUGUUUUGUUAGAGGGCCAGGUUAGAAGUCAUUGUAUAAUUUGUAGGCUUUGUAAUGAUUGAAUGCAAGCGUGGAAAUUUAGGCUGAACUCUCUAUCAAAAGGAAAAAAUGUGGAGGAAAAGGGAAAAAUCGGGAGGGAGGGUUGCUUCAUGCAUUAUUUAUCUCGACCUUUUGGGGGAGGAGGAACUCCCCCAUUCUUUCAAGAGAUUAAAAAUAAAUCAACAGACUGAAAACCUAAGCAGACACGGAGCAUUACCGCGACCAGCCACACACGUGGUCCCUUCUAUUUAUUAUAAAGAAAGAUUUCAUGGGAAAAGUAUGUAUUUUUUGUAUAUUUUACAGAGUUUAUUCUAGUAUGUAUUUACAGCCCGAUAAAUAAGGGGGAAAACUUCUUGUGACUAAAAUAUAAAUAAAGUCUAAUUUUCAUAA